Dimorphilus gyrociliatus is the source of this 2274-nucleotide messenger RNA. NCBI's taxonomy places the organism in Eukaryota, Metazoa, Annelida, Polychaeta, Dinophilidae. The record is from the annotation of a GenBank genome assembly.
GAAAAUAAAAAUAAGAGUCAUUUUUCGAAUACAAGAAAAAUGAAUGAUAUUAAAACGAAAACUCUUUCGAUUUCUUCGAAAACAAAAGACCGAAUAAUUUCAAUUGUCUAUGGUAACUGUAUUGGAGAUGCUUUAGGUUUACUUACAGAAUUUCUGAAUAAAAAAGAAUGUCAUUUCUACUAUUUAAAGUACCUCAAAGAGGGUCUUCGUUAUAAACACAAAAUUCCAGAUAAACAUAGACGUAGAUGGGAUGAAGGCGACUGGACAGACGAUUCUGAUCAAAUGAUUUGCAUUAUGCAAUCUUUAUCGCAAAACAAUAUGAUUUCUGAAACUGAUAUUGCUAAAAAAAUUUUUAAUUGGUCUAGACAAGGAUUUCCACAGCUAAAGGAUACAGGUGGUCUAGGAUUGGGAAGAACAACUUAUCUAGUUUUAUUAGAAACAGACUAUCUUACGAAACCAGAGGAAAGCGCAAAGAGAGUUUGGAUUAACUUAAAUCAAAAUGCAGCACCAAAUGGCGGUGUAAUGCGAACUUCAAUUCUCGGAAUUUAUGAAUUUCAAGAUUUAUAUAAAGUUGCAGAGAACACAGUAAAAGUUUGCAGAGUUACUCAUUAUGAUCCUAGAUGUUCAGCUUCAUGUGUAGCAGUUACUAUUAUAAUUGCUAAAAUGCUUCAGAGAAUUGAAAACAAGAACCAGACUGAAUUUUCUGAUAACGAUAUUGAAGAGAUAUUAAAUGAAACCUAUGAAUUUACGGAUACUUUUGUAUUUCGUAACAAAGAGUAUAUAACUGAGAUAAGUUCAACAAAAUUGAAUCAAUUCAGACAAGAAUUCCAAAAGUACUUUUUUAUUGAAAAAUAUGGUCUAUCACAACUGCAUCUGGAUGAAUGCGAAUCAAUUGGUUACACAUUUAAAUGUAUGGCAUCCGGAAUUUGGGCAUUGAAACAAGAUGAUCCAGAGAAAGCAUUAACUGAUCUAAUAAUGGAAGGAGGUGAUGCUGACACAAAUGGAGCAGUUGCCGGAGCUCUACUUGGUUGUAGAUACGGUUUAAAUAGGUUUCCUUCUUAUUGGAAUACCGAAUUAGCCUCCGCGCCAAACGAAUUCUUAAAAGCAAAUAUAAAGAAGUUCUUAAAUACAUGCUUUUACAAGUGCAAUGUGAAGGAAGAAAGGCAAAUACUUGAAAGCACUAAGGUUUCACUCUAUCCGAAAACAACAGACAGAAUAACUGCAAUUGUCUAUGGUAACUGUAUUGGAGAUGCUUUAGGUUUACUUACAGAAUUUCUGAAUAAAAAAGAAUGUCAUUUCUACUAUUUAAAGUACCUCAAAGAGGGUCUUCGUUAUAAACACAAAAUUCCAGAUAAACAUAGACGUAGAUGGGAUCAAGGCGACUGGACAGACGAUUCCGAUCAAAUGAUUUGCAUUAUGCAAUCUUUAUCAGAAAAUAAACGGAUUUCUGAAACUGAUAUUGCUAAAAGAAUUUUUAAUUGGUCUAGACGAGGAUUUCCAGAGCUCAGUGAUAAUUGUGGUUUAGGACUGGGAAAAACAACUUUAGAUGUACUGUACGAUAAAUAUUUUCUUACGGAACCAAGUGAAAGCGCAAAGAGAGUUUGGAUUAACUCAAAUCAAAAUGCAGCACCAAAUGGCGGUGUGAUGCGAACUUCAAUUCUCGGAAUUUAUGAAUUUCAAGAUUUAAAUAAAGUUGCAGAGAACACAGUAAAAGUUUGCAGAGUUACUCAUUAUGAUCCUAGAUGUUCAGCUUCAUGUGUAGCAGUUACUAUUAUAAUUGCUAAAAUGCUUCAGAGAAUUGAAAACAAGAACCAGACUGAAUUUUCUGAUAACGAUAUUGAAGAGAUAUUAAAUGAAACCUAUGAAUUUACUUGUAAAUACAUAUUUGAAAAUGAAGAGUACACUGCUGACUUGAAGAGCGAUAAACUGGAUCAAUUCAAAGCGGACUUCAAGACUUACUUUUUUAUUAAGAAAGAUGGUUUGGAGGAAUUAAAGCUGGAUGAACCGGCUAAAAUUGGUUACACGUUUAAAUGUAUGGCAUCCGGAAUUUGGGCAUUGAAACAAGGCGAUCCAGAGAAAGCAUUAACUGAUCUAAUAAUGGAAGGAGGUGAUGCUGACACAAAUGGAGCAGUUGCCGGAGCUCUACUUGGUUGUAGAUACGGUUUAAAUAGGUUUCCUAAACACUGGAUAAGCGAACUAGCUCGUGGGCCAGUGAAUUUCUUGGAGAAAAAUCUAAACAUAUUUCUUGCUUCUAUUUUCACCAUUGCCGUUUAA